Rhincodon typus (whale shark) is the source of this 1297-nucleotide messenger RNA. It is a transcript of the gene polr1g, whose product is annotated as RNA polymerase I subunit G. Lineage: Eukaryota; Metazoa; Chordata; Chondrichthyes; Orectolobiformes; Rhincodontidae. Gene Ontology annotation, biological process: transcription by RNA polymerase I. The transcript is spliced from 3 exons. The coding region runs from base 56 to 934 and encodes 292 amino acids. The record is from RefSeq and is a predicted model, not a curated record.
GGUCGGCACGUGGUUGCCCGGGGAGACGGGGCCUGCUCCUCGCCGCCGCCCGGAGAUGGAGGUGCAGAACUGGGCGGUAUCCAGCAGCGAGGAGAGUGAGGCUGAACGGCCUGACACACCGCCCCGGGCUCGGGGCUCGGAGCCGCCACCGCCAGGGCCUAGUAAGGCGAUAAAGUUUCAGUGUCCAUUGGAGUUCACCCCAUGUCCACGUACAACAUUCUGUGAUCUUGUACCAGAGAAAGUGAAUGAUCCCUCUACAGAACUCUGGCUCAUUAAAGCACCCAUAGACUUUGAUCCGCAGAGCUUUUCUGGAAGGAAGAUCCCGUUGGUUGGUUUUCAGACUCUUAAAUCGAAGACGUGCAAGGACAAACUUUACAAUGUGUUUGGCACGCCCAGAGCAGGAGGGGGAGUCUGCCUGGUCCUCCCUUCAGCAACAGAGAGCUGUCCACCGUUUGCUGGUUCCAUCACCAUCGGUGAGAGUUGGGAGGACACUGGUGGUAACGACGAGCCACACUCCAUCCCCACCAGUCCGGCUCCCAGCAUCCCACCAGGCCUCAAGCUGAGGUUCCAGCCCUUUGGCGCAGCCCCACCUAGCCAGCUGCCACAUAAAAAACCCUGCCCGGUAACAGCUGCUGCACCGCAGCUCGGCGACGUGAGGGAGCUUAAGGCCAAGAGGAGGAAGGGGCUGAAAGGAAUGCUAGCGGUCAGCGGAGAUGAGCCUGACCACAAAGCAGUGGCUGACAGUCCGAGAAAGAGGAGAAAGAGCAAAAAAGAGCAGGAGGAAGCUGGCUUCGAACACUCUGAUAUAGCAGUACUGGAUCCCAAGAACAAAAAGCGGGAGAAGAAAAGGAGGAGAGAGAGAGAGAUCCCGCAGACUCCACACGCCCAGGUGAAUAAGGGUCACAAGAAGAAAAAGAAAAAAGAUAAACAUUAAUUGUUCACUGGAACACCUGAGGACAUUACCCAUUUGAAAAAAAAUACUUCUCCAAGCCACAUACAAUCAUCGCUAACCUUAUGGUAAAUAGGCUGUGCUGAACUGCAACGUAUUUGAGAAACUGCCCCUUCCUGUCUGACUGCACGUUUGCAAAUUCCAAGGGUGAUGUACGAUUUCAAGUUCCAGCAGACCCACGUCUCUGUCGUGAUGCAGACGCUUGCUGUUCUGCACCCAGCUCUGUGAUCCCGGAAUAUCCACUGGUUCCUCCUUUCAGGAUUGCUACACUUGUCCCAAUGCAAUCCUUUUGUAUACCGAAGAAUGUGUAUUUUUUUUUAACAAAGAAUAAAUCAGUAUUACUUGGAA